AUGGACCGAUAUUCACGCAAGAUCCAUUGCUAUGGACCGAUACUCGCCCAAGAUCCGUUGCUAUGGACCGAUAUUCGCCCAAGAUCCAUUGCUAUGGACCGAUACUCACCCAAGAUCCGUUGCUAUGGACCGAUAUUCACCCAAGAUCCGUUGCUAUGGACCGAUAUUCGGCCAAGAUCCGUUGCUAUGGACCGAUACUCACCCAAGAUCCGUUGCUAUGGACCGAUAUUCACCCAAGAUCCGUUGCUACGGACCGUCAACAAGCAUGAAGAUCUGAGCAGCGAAGGGAUACAGCUGUUGCCCAAGCAGAAGUUCACUGGACGAAAGUUGGCGAGGUACCAAGAUCCCGGGAUGUGGCCCGCGGAAGGCCUGCUGAAACGACUCAUGAGGAACAACGACCGAGAGUCAUUGCAAUUGGUGGCUGCUUCUGCCACAGCAUAUCUCUCCAGCCGCUUGAGGCUUGAACAAGUGAUGCAGCGAGAUAAGUUGAAACGAUUUCCAGUGCCUUUGCCAAGGCUAGAUCCCCAGCGCAGUACUGCCGCCGUGCUGCAAGCUGCUGCCGCUGCGCGCGCUGCUCAGGGCGAUCGAGGCGAUGAGGGCGACGGCGACAGCGAAGUGGGCAGGCGGAUCCCGGGGAGGAGCAGCUACCGUGCUCUACCAGCUGGGAUCCAGCACUACACUUGGAAGGUGCCAUUGAGUGGCAGCCACGCUGCUGCAGUGGCAGCGGCUCUGGACAUUUUGCGACCCGAGUCCGCGCUGAUCUUCGUGUGUCCCAAUGCAGGGGAGAGCGUGAAGGGCGUUGUGAAGGACCUCACGACAGCUGGAUGGUCCAAUGUGGAUACCUUGUCGAGAGCGCUAUUCCCUGACUCUCGCAGUACCAAUCCUGGGAAGAAGGCUUCGCAGGUGAAGGGCGAGGCGAAGGGCUGGCGGAGUGCCAAUCGCCUCGUGGAACUGCGAGAUGCCACCAAGCGUGGCUAUAGCCAAGAAGGUGACUUCUACCGAGAGGCACCCAUCUUCGUAAGCGCGGAGGACGGUGGAUCUCAAAAGGGGCUUCGGAACUUUUUGGGUUUCCCAAACGGAUGGAUCUUAAAGAUUCCAAGGAUGUGA
Molecule: messenger RNA, 1107 nt
Organism: Cladocopium goreaui
Lineage: Eukaryota; Dinophyceae; Suessiales; Symbiodiniaceae
Source: the annotation of a GenBank genome assembly